This is a messenger RNA of Cadophora gregata, 2148 nucleotides long. RefSeq lists its product as uncharacterized. The transcript is spliced from 4 exons. The coding region runs from base 1 to 2148 and encodes 715 amino acids. Gene Ontology annotation, molecular function: DNA binding; zinc ion binding. Gene Ontology annotation, biological process: DNA-templated transcription. The record is from RefSeq and is a predicted model, not a curated record. Lineage: Eukaryota; Fungi; Ascomycota; Leotiomycetes; Helotiales; Ploettnerulaceae.
AUGACAAAGAAUCCCGAGUUAUAUUCUUCGCCGCCCUCCUUACAAGGUGCAAACGGAUUCAAUGACAGUCAGUUGAAUCCAUUAAGUUCCAUACUCUUACCAACGGAGCCGCUUUACCUCAAUAAUAACUCCGCGAGGACUUCCUCAUCGGGCACCGCUUCUCCAUCUUUGUCCAGUGCCCAGUAUCAGAACGGGCCACAGAACACAUUGUUUGACAAGGAAGGCGCUUCGUUUGGAACAACACGUUAUUCGGCUGUCUUCUCUGAGAAUCAAGCCAGUUUUGGGCCUGCAAUCGGCACUGUUGCUGAAGAGUCAAGCUUGCGAGCCACAUUUGUCAGUCCGAAAGGUCCAGGAGUCGAUAUGAGCAAUUCUCAGCGAGAACUGGCCAUCAUCACUCUCUUGGAUUUUCCGACAUUCCGUACGUGUGAAAUUCUGAUGAAGAACAUCGACUCCUUUCACGAUAUUUGGAUUUCUCCAUUCAUGAUCCGGCAUUGUCUGGAUCAGCUCUGGACGGAUUACGGUCAUUGUCUGGGGAAUGAUCGCUCACGAGCUUCGGUAUUGGAACUGGCGGAUGAACUGAUCGAGAAUGGUAAGACUUCAUUACCGCAGCCUAGUCAACCAGAAGAAAGAGAAUUCAAUUGGGGCAACUGGUUUGGCGGUCCACGGUUACGAUGGGAGAUGAUUGGGAUCUUGUUCACGUGGGCUGGGAUGGCUUUCAAGCAUCAGCAGGAUUGGGAUUCGAUUUUCGACUUGCCCGAGCAGGAGGGAAGGAAUCGAAAUACUUCAGCCGAAAAAAUGAGGGUUGGUGCCAAAGCUUGUUUGCAGCUUUGUGAAGACUUUUCAGAAAUCAAUGAAGUUAUCGUAGUUCUCAUGAAGAACUUCGCAAAGCUACAUAGCAUGAUCAUUAGCGACGAAAGCGAUCGUUUGAGAAUGCACUUCGGGGCGACAGGAAGUGCGAUUGUCACCAGUGGGCUACACAGACAAUCGUUUUCUAGAGAAAUUACACCGCUCUCUCAGCACAGAGCACGGCUGGCAACUUCUUUCUUCCACCUUGAUAAGUGCGACAGCUUAUUUCUUGGCCGUCCUCCAAUCCUAGAUCAGCGGUAUUGCCAUAUUCCUCAACCACUUGAUCUGUCCGAGGAAGACCUGUAUUCUGGUCCGGAACGAUUGGCGGCUGCCGUACGAAGGCUUGACUCCGAUGGUUGGAACACCGAUAAGCAAAUAUCCUCAGUAACGUGUCUUCGUGCUGUUUCGCUGUUAACACCUAUCCGAGAGGAGAUCCUUCAAUUGUCAUUGAGCGCAAAUAUACAGUACUCGAAGUCACAAAUUGAGACUUUAGUGGUUCAGCUUGAGCAAAUCAACAACACGUAUCCUGAGCAUAUCCGGUACCGAAGUCUGGAAAAGACUGCCAAUCCGGUUCAGACAAGGCCGCCUCAUGAAAUUUACUUGGUCACUCGAAUUCAACUGGAUGUUCUACAGUGUGCCUUUUUAUUGCAACGUCUACUGGUCUCAAGUGGACUCUCAAAUGGGCAAGCACUCUUCAACGUCGCUCAAGAGAUGAUAUCAGUUGUUCUCUCAUUGUGGUCAGACCGAGAGCAACUGAGAGUUUAUAAUUAUUCGUUCGAUUGGAUUAUCCUAUCUUAUGGAAUUCCUUGUGCUGGAAUCUUAUGUCUCGAGCUGCUCAGAGCCAGCAAUCUCGCCCCACCUAUGCCACCAACAGAAGCACUCCCGAUACCAACUCCUGUACGACUCUCUCGAUCAGAAGUAGUGCAGACUUUAACGAUGUUCAUCGCAUUCCUGAGCUGGAUCCGCCCAACAGACAACAACGUCCAACUGUGCAUCAAAUUCAAGAAAGUCGUCAAGCGGAUUAUCGACACUGCUAUUGACGCUCCUCGCCCAACAUUCGCAGGACAGCAACGAACUCCCUUGCCGGCCCAACGACUUUCUGAAACCCCCCAACCGCAAAGUAUAACGCAUGAUCAACUUCUGCAGACACCUUUGCCUGCUGCUGAGCCUCAGACUGGGAUGGAUUUUAUGAGCGAUUUCGAUCCGGCUACGAUUGCUAUGGAUGACUUGGAUUGGCUCAAUACUGUCGAUUGGACACAGGGCGACUGGUUGGAGUUGAGCCAGCAGAACUAUCUUGGCUGA